AUGAAUUAUGAGAAAGGUUAUGAUUUUGUCAUGGUGACGACUGGGUUCGUAGAUGUGGAGUAUCCAUGGGAUUCGACUUCUACGUCUACACUGGAAGGGAAAUGGGCGAAGGAGAAGUCAGAAAGAUGGUUGGUCAUUAGAGAAGCUCCAUAUACCACAUUUGCAAAAGACGCAACCGGAGCUCCGGCGGUCACAUACUACGACUACAUAGUGAUCGGAGGUGGAACUUCCGGCUGUGCAUUAGCGGCGACACUUUCACAAGGCGCAAAAGUUCUAGUCCUCGAAAGAGGUGACUUGCCAUACGGCAUCCCCACCGUCACCACCAUAAAUGGCUUCAUCGACACACUCGCUAAUCUCUCUCCGACGUCAGCCUCCCAGACUUUUAUAUCCACCGACGGCGUCGUCAACCAAAGGGGCCGCGUUUUGGGCGGUGGGUCCGCCCUGAACGCCGGCUUCUUCACUUGGGCGAGUGCCGAUUUCAUCAAGCAAGCAGGGUGGGAUCCAAAACUGGUGAAAGAAUCGUACGAGUGGGUGGGAAAGAAGGUGGCGUUUGAGCCAAAGGUGUUGGCAUGGCAGUCGGCGGUGAGAGAAGGGUUGUUGGAGGCCGGAAUAUCGCCGAAUAAUGGGUUUUCUUAUGAACACAUAUAUGGGACUAAAGUUGGCGGCAGCAUUUUCGAUCGGAACGGCAAGAGACACACCGCUGCAGAUUUGUUAGAGUACGCUGAUCCAAGCAACAUUACUGUCUACUUAAAUGCGACGGUGCACCGGAUAUUGUUCGAAACCGAUGAACGAAGAGCUCAAGGAGUGUUGUACAAGGAUAUGGAAGGCAAAAGACACGUGGCGCUUUUAAACAAAGGGUCUUCGAAAAAUGAAGUUAUAUUAUCAGCUGGAACACUUGGGAGCCCACAGUUGCUGAUGCUGAGUGGUAUUGGGCCUUCCAAACAUCUGAAGGCCCAUAAAAUCGAGGUGGUUUUGGAUCAGCCCAUGGUUGGACAGGGCUUAUCCGAUAACCCAAUGACUCUGGUUAUCCUCCCUUCCGCCCUACCCGUAGAGAUUUCUCUCAUUGAGGUCGUGGGUAUUACCCGAUUCGGGAGCUUCAUUGAAUCCGCCAGCACCCAUAUUAACUGGCCAUGGGUCGAUAAAAUCGGCUCCGGUUUUGGACUUUUUACGAACCAGACCAAGGAUUUGGACAAGAUAAGAUCUAUUAUUGCACGUCGCUUCCACAACGAUCCAUCAGGACUUAAUUUCGGAGUCAUCCUUCAAAAGAUAAUGGGUCCACUUUCUUCCGGGACUCUGGAGUUAGAAACGACAAAUCCGGACGAUAAUCCAAAAGUCACAUUUAACUACUUCAAAGACCCUAGAGACCUCCAAAGAUGUGUUCAAGGCAUGGACACCAUCAUAAAGGUCUUGGAAUCAAAAGCAAUGUCUCAAUAUCGAGACCCUUUAUUGCCGAUUCAAGACCUGCUCGAUCUGAUCGUUGCUUUACCGCUCAAUUUGAAACUUAGACACGUCAAUACUGCAAUUGACCUAGAACAGUAUUGCAAGGACACUGUCCAGUCUAUAUGGCAUUACCAUGGAGGAUGUCAAGUUGAUAGAGUAAUUGAUCACAACUAUAAAGUCAUCGGUGUUGGUGCGCUGCGUGUUAUCGACAGUUCAACUCUUUUGUAUUCUCCAGGAACAAAUCCACAAGCUACUAUGAUGAUGCUCGGAAGGUAUAUGGGACAAAAGAUACUAAGAGAGAGAUUGACAUUGGAUGGAAGUAAAAAAUGA
Messenger RNA from Cynara cardunculus var. scolymus (artichoke), 1770 nucleotides. RefSeq names its product protein HOTHEAD-like. The transcript has 5 exons. The coding region runs from base 1 to 1770 and encodes 589 amino acids. NCBI's taxonomy places the organism in Eukaryota, Viridiplantae, Streptophyta, Magnoliopsida, Asterales, Asteraceae. The record is from RefSeq and is a predicted model, not a curated record. Gene Ontology annotation, molecular function: oxidoreductase activity, acting on CH-OH group of donors; flavin adenine dinucleotide binding.